Messenger RNA from Etheostoma spectabile (orangethroat darter), 3555 nucleotides. RefSeq names its product RUNX family transcription factor 1 (gene runx1). The transcript is spliced from 8 exons. Gene Ontology annotation, biological process: neuron differentiation; regulation of transcription by RNA polymerase II; hemopoiesis. The record is from RefSeq and is a predicted model, not a curated record. Gene Ontology annotation, molecular function: ATP binding; DNA-binding transcription factor activity, RNA polymerase II-specific; RNA polymerase II cis-regulatory region sequence-specific DNA binding. The coding region runs from base 241 to 1680 and encodes 479 amino acids. Gene Ontology annotation, cellular component: nucleus. NCBI's taxonomy places the organism in Eukaryota, Metazoa, Chordata, Actinopteri, Perciformes, Percidae.
CGGGACUCCAUUCAUCUGCACGGACACGGAGAAAGAGAGGGCUGUGCAACAGUAUUCAAUUUAAAGCAGGUUUCUGUCUACAUGUUUCUUACAUGUGGAAGAUUAAUAACUGCAAGCACGUUAAACUGAAACUGUGCACGUGGACCGGAUAAAGAGACUUUUACACCCCAGAGCGCGCAAAGGACAGAGAGACAGAAACACACGGAGACAGCAGACAGAGAGAAGAUCUGAGCCGCACACAUGGUGUUUCUGUGGGACGCGAAAUACGACCCCGCCCCUGGCCGGCGGUACACGCCCCCCUCUACCUCGCUGGCCUCGGGGGGGAAGAUGGCCGAAGCGCUGCCUCUGGGUGCCGCGCAGGACAACGCCGGAGGUGGGGCUUCGCUGGUGGGGAAACUACGCCUGGCUGAGCGCGGCAUGGUGGAGGUGAUCUCGGACCAUCCAGGUGAGCUGGUGAAGACGGACAGUCCUAACUUCCUGUGCUCCGUGCUGCCGACACACUGGAGGUGCAACAAGACGCUGCCCAUCGCCUUCAAGGUGGUUGCCCUGGGCGACACACCUGAAGGCACCUUGGUAACGGUGAUGGCGGGAAAUGAUGAGAACUACUCAGCUGAGCUGCGCAAUGCCACGGCCGCCAUCAAGAACCAAGUGGCCAGAUUCAACGACCUGCGCUUUGUCGGCCGCAGCGGACGAGGAAAGAGUUUCACUCUGACCAUCACCGUGUUCACCAACCCUCCUCAGGUGGCCACAUACCAGAGAGCCAUCAAAAUUACUGUGGACGGUCCGAGAGAGCCACGACGUCACCGUCAGAAGAUGGACGAAGUCAAACCUGGCUCCCUGGCUUUCUCUGAGCGGUUAACAGAGCUUGAACAGCUGAGACGGGGCUCGAUGAGGGUGACGCCCCCUCACCACCAUCACCAUCAACACUCGGCCCACACUAGGCAAUCUGCAGCACUGAACUCAGCCCCCUUCUCCAGCCCGACACACGCUCAGAUAACUGCCGACUCCAGACAGAUGCAGUCUUCUCCGUCUUGGUCCUACGACCAGUCGUAUCCCUACCUUGGCCAGAUAACCACGCCCACUGUCCACACAGCCAAUCCCCUCUCGCCUGGUCGAUCCUCGCUCAGUGACCUGUCCUCACGACUCUCAGGUCCUGAGCUUACGGCGUUUGGCGACCCGAGGAUGACAUUAGAACGUCCUUUCCCCUCCCUGCCUGACUCGCGUUUCUCAGACCACCGGGUGCACUACCCUCCCACUGCGGCCGCCUUCACUUACACCCCACCUCACAACGCUGUCUCCAGCGGAGCCCUCGGCAUUACAAUGGCGACAGCCAUGGCGACCACCCCGGCAGGGAGGUACCACACUUACCUGCCUCCUCCGUACCCGGCAAACACACCUCACCAGGCGCAGAGCUUCCAGUCCACGUCCUCGCCAUACCACCUGUAUUACUCCACCGCCGCCGGCUCCUACCAGUUCUCCAUGAUGGCCGGGGGUGGCAGUGGCGACUCACGCUCCCCGCCAAGGAUCCUGCCACCCUGCACCAAUGCCUCCACAGGCUCCGCUCUCCUGCACCCCUCGCUGCCCAAUCAGAACGAAGUAGUCGGUGUGGAGGUGGAGUCCAGCCACAGCAGCUCACCGACCAACAUGGCCGCAGCUGAAGCUGUCUGGAGACCAUACUAAACCCCUAACCCUGGAGACCUUACUAAACACCUAAACUUGCAGACCGUACUGAACACCUAACCCUGCCAAUCGUACUGAACACCUAACCUUGGAGACCAUACUGACCACCUAACCCUGGAGACCGUACUGAACACCUAACCCUGCAGAACACAGAGAACACCUAACCUUGCCGAACGUAGUGAACACCUAAAUCUGCGGUCCAAACUGAACACCUAAAUCUGCAGUCCAAACUGAACACCUAAAUCUACAGUUCGUACUGAACACCUAACUCUGAAGAAACUGAGAAACUCUGUCUCAUCAGUUGUACAAACAGUCCUGUCAAACAUCUAUUUGUGGACAUGCUGUUUGUAAGCACAAAAACAGUGUGAUGCAUGCGUCGUUAUCCAUGGCUAACGUUGGCUAACCUAGCUAGCGCUACCUCCACUGUUAAAUAACAAUAAUUCCAACUUGUUAAACUGGAAUGCUGUGUUUGGGUAGACGUCAUUCUCAGCUCCGGCUUCCUUCUCCCGAAGUAAAUGUUACGAGUCCGUCUCUGUAUUCUUUCUGACUUAACUAUUCAGCUCUAAUCUCAUUGGUUCCCCCUAAAGACAGAAACCUUUAAAAAAACAGCUCACAAAUACUGUUGAUAUUGUUUUUACUAAUAAAAAAGGUUGAGGGAUUUCCCCAAAAAGCUGAUAGAAGAUAUAUCAGAUACAGUCAGUGCUGGUUUAUGUCUGCACGUGGAACUUAUAUAUGAAACAAAUAUUGAAUAUUUACAGAUUUAUCCCUCAAGAGAGAGUCUGGGUGUGUUUCAUACACAUUGGUUGUUGUUUGCAUGUGAGACAAUAGUGUUUUCCAUGUUUGACCUGAGAGAAACCCUUUGGCAGUCCAGUUGGUGUGGUCUCACGCUAACUCGGCUCAUAGUCACCUUUUCUCAGCUACAUAUCACUGUAAAGACCGCUAAAUUUAACUGUCAUGCUACUGGCCGGCGUUCGCUUAACUUUGUAGGCUAUCAUUCAAAUUUUUGUAUCAUGGGUAUGCGGUUACAUUGAGCAGGGAGGAAAUGUCGGGACACAUGCUACUAUCAGUUAGCAGCGAUGUCAAUCGGCACCUAUGGAUGCAGUUCCCCAGUUGUUCCUUGGGUAAAUUGCGUCUCAGGAAGUCUGCUGACUCUUGUUUUUUUAUAUAUGUGCACUGGUAUUUGGAAACACUUUACGCCAUCACUUGACCGGGAGCCGGACAAGUGAGUCCUCCUGACAAAAAGAAUUGAUUGGACCGCGGAGCUUCUACUGAAUGGAAGCACUCAAUACAGAAAAAAGAGGUUUUAUGGACAGAUAAACGGAGGUUUUACGCACAUAUAAAUAGAGGUUGUACACUGAUAAAGUGCAUGCAGCAGUACUGGACUGAUCUGUCUUUCUUUGUAAAAUAACAUGAAUGUUGUUGGUAUUAGUGUUGUGAACAGAUGAUUCUUCUUUCCAUGGUUUAUUUUAACAGUUUUAUAGAUAUUUUUACUAAACUCAGUCAAAACAAAGAGGCAUGAUGAUUUUACUCACUUUGGGCCCAAGUCUGACAAAAAUGGUGACAUGAUAAACCAACUAUCCAGUUGAUCAAUUCCUUAUUAAUUACAGAUGGUCUGAACAAGACUGUCCACAUAGACAAACCAUUACAGCCUGGAGUUUUAUAAAACACUUUAAUUUAUUCCUACAAUACCGUUUGUUGGUAGCAUUUUAAGUAUGUUUGUCGAUCUGUACUGUAUAUAAUCAUAAAUGAUACCUGCAUAUGAUCAUGUUUUCAUCCUUUUUCUCUCAUUGUUUCUCUCACACAACCAUUUUGUUUCAUGUUAUUGAUGUUCGACAUCUGGUUUUGAUUAAUACAAACCUUCUUGCAAAGAAAGUA